Aspergillus campestris IBT 28561 is the source of this 1390-nucleotide messenger RNA. RefSeq names its product glycoside hydrolase family 43 protein. The record is from RefSeq and is a predicted model, not a curated record. The transcript has 4 exons. Gene Ontology annotation, biological process: carbohydrate metabolic process. Bases 104 to 1270 code for a protein of 388 amino acids. NCBI's taxonomy places the organism in Eukaryota, Fungi, Ascomycota, Eurotiomycetes, Eurotiales, Aspergillaceae. Gene Ontology annotation, molecular function: hydrolase activity, hydrolyzing O-glycosyl compounds.
AUCCCCAAACAGCACAUAGCAUACAAUAAAGAGACAUACAGACAAAAAACAGCAGAGCAAAUACACAAACUGAACAUAAGACAGAGAUAGAAAGAGAGCAAGAAUGUGGUCCUCCAUCCUCCUAGCAAGCACCCUCCUAAUCAACCUCUCCACCCCACAAUCCUUCGACCCCAACCAAGCCAAUCUCCAAACCUUCGAUCUCGCCCUCGUCGGCACCGAUCGCUCCACCAACAACGCCUCUUACCAUAAUCCCAUCAGUACCGUUAAUGCCGGUGAUCCGUUCGUCCUCCGCCAUGAGGAUUGGUACUUCUUGACAUACACCACCAAUGAUAAUAUCACGCUGAAGAGGUCCCGCUCUUUGACGGAUAAUUGGGACUUUGCGGAGUCUCAAGUGGUUUUUAAACCUGAUGCGUCGAGUGGGGAGCCUUGGUCGACUGAUGUGGUUAUGGGCCCCGAACUCCACCACAUCAGUCAGAAAUGGUACAUCAUCUUCACGGCAACCCCCGACAAAGACGCCCCACCGCCGCUGCAGGAUGCAAAAUGUCCGAUUAACUGCCCCGCGGUUAAUCACCGCAUGUUCGUGCUGGAGAGCUCGGGGCCCGACGCCUGGACCUCGACCUAUGCUCUACGGAGCACCCUCGACACCUUCGACCAGUUCGCCAUCGAUGGUACCUACUUCCAUCACGCGGACCAGAUCUACCACAUAUACAGCUGCUGGGAAGAUACCUACAGCGCGUGGCCCGCCAACCUGUGCAUCACGCGCAUGUCCGACCCGCUGACGAUCAACUCCACCCUGAGCGAGCGCGCUAUCAUCUCCGUCCCCGACGAGCCCUGGGAGCAGGUGCCCCGCGGUCGACCCGUGCGGCUUGCUACCAACGAGGGUCCCCAGCAGCUGGUGAAUCCCCACACCGGCCAGAACUUCGUCGUGUACUCCGCCGCCCGCGUCGACACUCCGUUCUACUGUCUGGGAUAUCUUGAGCUCGUCGGUGAUGACCCCAUGAUCCCCUGUAGUUGGCGCAAACACCGCGAGGGCUGUGUGUUCCAGCAGAACCCCGACGCGGGGGUCUAUGGCACGGGACACGCGAGUUUCACUGUUAGUCCGGAUGGGACGGAGCAUUAUGUGGUUUAUCAUGCACAGACGACGGACCAGCCGAAAUCAAACCUCUACCGCACUAUUCGGACGCAAAAGUUCACUUGGGGUGAGAACGGCGCGCCUACCUUCCCAGCCGCGUUGAAUGGGCCUUUUGAUGUUCCGCGGGGACAGAAUUAACGAAAUCUGCAUGGCGUGUAGUCGACGUUAGGUCGGGGCUUGUCCGGAGGUGACAUGAUACACAUAAUCAUUCUCAUAGUAUUAGCACAGUUCAUGAUGUCAGUAAGUUCAUAAUGCCAG